Messenger RNA from Cajanus cajan (pigeon pea), 537 nucleotides. RefSeq names its product large ribosomal subunit protein P3-like. Gene Ontology annotation, molecular function: structural constituent of ribosome. NCBI's taxonomy places the organism in Eukaryota, Viridiplantae, Streptophyta, Magnoliopsida, Fabales, Fabaceae. The record is from RefSeq and is a predicted model, not a curated record. Gene Ontology annotation, cellular component: ribosome.
UUUGAGAAAAAAGAGAGCACUAGGGUUUGUAGUUUCUGCGUACGUAAACUAAACAGAAGCGUUCCGUAGAAGGGUUUCUGUUUUGCAUUUGAAGAGAGAGAGAGAGAGAGAGAGCGAUGGAGAUUUUCACAUUCAUCCUGCGCAAAUCCGGCGACAAAUGGACGGCAAAGCAAUAUUCCGGCGACAUUGAGGAGUCGGCUCCGUCCACCUUUGAGAUUCAGAGGAAACUCGUUAAGGCUGCUGACGCCGCCGACUCCUCCGCUGCCGUUCGGACCUCUUUCUCCGUCGUUUCACCUUCCUCUGCCAUUUUCCAGGUGGUUGUGGGUGGUGCAGGAAUAGUUGUAGGUGGUGUGGCUGCAGCAGCAGCUGCUCCUGCUGCGUCUAAAGAGGCUGCUCCGGCUGCAGAGAAGAAGGAAGAAAAAGUGGAGGAAGAAGAGGAUGAUGAUGAUUUGGGAUUGUCACUCUUUGAUUAAUUACAUCACUUUACUAUUUUCUACAUUUUUUUUCAUGCGAACAAACAAACAUGCAUCUUUAGUU